Molecule: messenger RNA, 975 nt
Organism: Lingula anatina
Lineage: Eukaryota; Metazoa; Brachiopoda; Lingulata; Lingulida; Lingulidae
Source: RefSeq, a predicted model, not a curated record
AUGUCUCAGGAACAGUUCCACUCGUUGAUAGAGAACAUCCGUGGACUGACAGAACAGAGACAAGUGGAAGCCGAGAGACAGGGACUCCGCUGGGCGGAAGAAAGGGAGAGACAUUCUCUUCAAGACUUGUCCGAUUUGUUUCAUCCUUGCGAUGGGACAGUCCCCUCAGAAACACGCGAGUGGAUUGAUCAAAUGGAGCGAGCGAUCGCCCGGGGCCAGGGCAAUAUUACCAAUUGUGCGACCAGGUUGGCCCUGAAAACCAGUAGAGGUGCCCUAGCGGCGGAGGUUGAUUAUUGCCUCCGUCGACAAAAUGAUUAUUAUGGCACCGCCUGGGUGACUCUCCGUGACCACAUCCGCCGCUCGUUCCUGUCCCCUGACGAGGCAGCCUGUCUCCGGACAGAAAUAGAACAAAUACGGCAAACGCCGUAUGAAAACUGCGCCGCCUACAGCAGGCGUUUUAGGAACAUCGCCCGGAAAGCAUACCCCGAGCCUCGAUCUGUCGACGCCGAGCGACAAUUGAUAAUUUCCUAUGCGCGUGGCCUCAGUGAUCGACGACUCACACGCAGGCUUGUGGCCGACGCACGACCCGCUACCCUGAACGAGGCUCUCACGUUUGUAGACAACGCGGAGGUCGGCGCGCAAUUGUUUGAGAAUGUCGUAGGACUAGAACCCCGCCAUGAGGAGCCAAUGGAAGUGGCUUUGAACUCCACCGACAACCCCAUGGAGCGCCUCGAGUCAAAGAUUAAAAAGUUGACUAAAGAGGUAUCCAACCUAAAGCUAGAGAAAAUGAGUGCCUCUCAACGCCGCCCGCAACAACCACGCCAAUGGGAAACAGUGCGACGUGAGAAUAAAAGCAAAGGAUGGGCUGACGAUGGAACUCCCUUAUGCUUUCACUGCGGUAAAGCAGGCCAUAAGAAGAGGGAAUGUUACCAGCUGAAAGGUCAGCAAAAGCGAGAGAAGGACACAAAAAACUAG